Prunus armeniaca (apricot) is the source of this 555-nucleotide messenger RNA. Lineage: Eukaryota; Viridiplantae; Streptophyta; Magnoliopsida; Rosales; Rosaceae. The record is from the annotation of a GenBank genome assembly.
AUGGCGAUGGAGUGGUUGGUGGCUAACUGCUCCAGGAAUUCUAAGACUUCCAAACAAAUUCUUAAGUUACAUUGGUCUCCUCCUUGUGCUGGCUGUUUUAAAAUUAAUGCGGAUGGCAGUUGUAUGGGUGAGAUGGGAUCUAUUAGUGUUGGAGGCAUCAUAAGGGACUCUACGGGUGGAUGGAUCAAGGGUUUUGUUACAAAUUUGAGGUGUGAUAAAAUCCUUGAAGCUGAAUUAUGGGGUGUUUUCAGAUGUUUACUCCUUACGUGGAACGAAGAUAUCCGAAGAAUUAAAGUGGAGUGUGACUCUUUUACUGAUGUCUCCUUAAUUAAUGGAGAGACUAGGCCUAGUCACCCUCUCUCUAGCCUCAUCCAUAAUUGCAAAGACAUGCUCUUGUGUGAUUGGGAGUGUUCCAUCUCUCAUAUUUAUAGAGAACAAAACAUUGAUGCUGCCAUAUGGCUCAUAUGGGUCAAAGUUCCAAUUUGGGUUAUCAUGUUGUUGAUCUUCCCCCUCCUUCUAUUGUACGGCCAGACUAUAAUGAGGGGUAAGUUAUAA